AAGGAGAGGCUGGUCCAAAGAGGAACUGGGACCCCCUGCCCCUCCUCGGCACCCGCCUUCAAGCUUCUGCCGCCUGGGGCUCUCCCAUUGGUCCCCGAGGGGGAUGUGGUGAGGACUCGCUCACCCCAGCCUUCCCCUGUUUCCCCAGUGCCAGCUGCUGACGGCUGCCCGCGGAGCAUGGCCCUCCCUGUCCUGGGCCUCGACCCCUGCAGCCUCCUGGGCCUUUUCCUCUUCCAGCUGCUCCUGCAGCUGCUCCCGCCAACCACGGCAGGGGACGGGGCACAGGGACCCGUGCCCAGGGUCAAGUUCCAUGCAGGGGACGGGCGCAGGGGGCUCAGCCUCUUCCACCAGAAAGGCCUCCAGGAUUUCGACACCCUGCUUUUGAGCAGUGAUGGUGGCACCCUCUACGUGGGGGCACGAGAGGCCAUCCUGGCCUUGGACAUCCAGGACCCAGGGGUGCCGAGGCUCAAGAGCAUGAUACCUUGGCCAGCCAGUGACAGGAAAAAGAGGGACUGUGCCUUCAAGAAGAGCAAUGAGACACAGUGUUUCAACUUUCUUCGAGUCCUGGUCUCCUUCAACACCACCCACCUCUAUGCCUGCGGUACUUUCGCCUUCAGCCCCUCCUGCACCUUCAUUGAACUCCAAGAUUCUGACCUGCUGCCCAUCUUGGAGAAUGGGGUCAUGGAGGGGAAAGGUCAAAGCCCCUUUGACCCUGCUCAUAAGCACACAGCUGUCCUGGCAGAUGGGAUGCUCUAUUCUGGCACCAUGAACAACUUCCUGGGCAGUGAGCCCAUCCUGAUGCGUGCACUGGGACCCCAGCCUGUCCUCAAGACCGACAAUUUCCUCCGCUGGCUGCAGCCCGACGCCUCCUUCGUGGCCGCCGUCCCUUCGACAGAUGUCGUUUACUUCUUCUUCGAAGAGACCGCCAGCGAGUUCGAAUUCUUCGAGAAGCUGCGCACGUCUCGCGUGGCCCAAGUCUGCAAGAAUGAUGUGGGCGGUGAAAAGCUGCUGCAAAGGAAGUGGACCACGUUCCUGAAGGCCCAGCUGCUCUGCGCCCAGCCGGGACAGCUGCCCUUCAAUGUCAUUCGCCACGCGGUCCUGCUCUCCGCAGACGACUCCUCUGAGGCCCACGUCUAUGCAGUCUUCACCUCUCAGUGGCAGGUUGGUGGGAGCAGAAGCUCUGCUGUCUGUGCUUUUGCACUCAGCGAUAUCCAGAGUGUGUUUGAGGGCAAGUACAAGGAGCUGAACAAAGAGACAUCUCGCUGGACCACAUACGGGUUCCCGGACAUCAGCCCCCGGCCCGGCAGCUGUUCAGCCGGCCCUUCCUCUGAUAAAGCCUUGACCUUCAUGAAGAACCAUUUCCUGAUGGACCAGAAGGUGGUGGGACGCCCCCUGCUGUUCAAGGCGGGUGUGGAGUACACGCAGCUGGCAGUGGAGAAGGUGCUGGGCACUGAGGGACACCGCCACCUGGUCCUGUACCUGGGCACAGCCGUCGGGUCCCUGCACAAGGCCGUGGUGAGCGGGAAUGGCGGUGCCCACCUGGUGGAGGAGAUCCAGCUCUUCCCGGAGCCUGAGCCCGUGCGCAACCUGCAGCUGGCCCCCUCCCAGGGCGCCGUGUUUGCAGGCUUCUCCGGAGGCAUAUGGAGGGUUCCCCGGGCCAACUGCAGUAUCUACGAGAGCUGUGUGGACUGCGUCCUUGCCCGGGACCCCCACUGUGCCUGGGACCCGCAGGCCCGCACCUGCAGCCUCCUGCCGAGCCCCAUCCCGACUUCAUGGAAGCAGGAUAUGGAGCACGGGAAUCCUGACUGGGCAUGCACCAGUGGUCCUAGGGGCAGGAGCCGGCCCCCUCUGAGACGCCCCCAAAUCAUUAAAGAAGUUCUGGCUGCCCCCAACUCCCUCCUGGAGCUCCCCUGUCCUCAUGUCUCGGCUCUGGCCUCAUACCGCUGGACUCACGGGCCUGGCCAGGUCCCUGAGGCCUCGGCCGCCGUCUACAAUGGCUCCCUCUUGCUGCUGCUGCAGCCCGGGCUGGGCGGCCUCUAUCAGUGCUGGGCCACUGAGAAUGACUUCUCCUACCCCGUGGUGUCAUACUGGGUGGACAGCCAGGACCAGGCCCUGGCUCUGGACCCUGAGCUGGCUGGGAUCCCCCGGGAGCGCGUGGAGGCCCCGCUGACCCGGGUCGGUGGUGGAGCCUCCCUGGCUGCGCCCAGGUCCUACUGGCCCCACUUCCUCACAGUCACCGUGCUCCUGGCCCUGGUGCUCUCGGGAGUCCUCAUCCUCCUCCUGGCCGCCCCUUUGGGGGCCCUCCGAGCGCGGGGGAAGGUCCAGGGCUGUGGGACACCGCCGCCUGGGGAGAAGGCCCCUCUGAGCAGGGAGCAGCACCUCCAGAGCCCCAAGGAACACAGGACCUCGGUUGGGGAUGUGGACGUAGACAACAACCGCCUGGGCGCGGAAGUGGCCUAGAUGGCAGGCGUGGCGGGGCCAUCCCAGGCUGGCCGGGGCACUGGGGCAGCGGCCAGAACCCGUGGGAGCAGCACAAGGACCAUCUUUCUCCCAGAGAGAGCUCUGGCUGGGGCUCCUGAGCAUGCCCCCGGGCGGGCCACAGCCCACUAUGGGAACAGCCAGGCCUGGGCCUCGAAGGAGCUGCU
This is a messenger RNA of Sorex fumeus (smoky shrew), 2645 nucleotides long. It is a transcript of the gene SEMA4A, whose product is annotated as semaphorin 4A. The record is from RefSeq and is a predicted model, not a curated record. NCBI's taxonomy places the organism in Eukaryota, Metazoa, Chordata, Mammalia, Eulipotyphla, Soricidae. Gene Ontology annotation, molecular function: chemorepellent activity; semaphorin receptor binding. The transcript has 14 exons. Gene Ontology annotation, biological process: semaphorin-plexin signaling pathway; negative regulation of axon extension involved in axon guidance; positive regulation of cell migration. The coding region runs from base 178 to 2460 and encodes 760 amino acids.